UACCACCAGGCCUUAUUGUAUCUCACAGAUCUUUGUUAAUUGUCAACCAAUUUUCACCAAAUAAAGUGCAAUCUACUCAGAAAUGAUGCCUCUUUCGAAAAAUGUACAAUAUUAGACCAGUUGGUACGAAAAAAGACGGAAUUUUAAAGCGAUAAUGCACUUUUUGUCUAGGUCGGACAUCGCAUGACCGAGCCGUAAGAAGGCGAUUUUGAACAUAAAUCGAUCUUUUUCCUAAUAACAAACUAAUGUCAGUGCAUGCAAACAGUUGAAACAGAUAAGGCAGAUAUAAUACUAUCGCUUACAGGUCCAAAUUUAACCUAACACGUCGAUAGGGAGGCACAUUCAGUAGUUUUUUGCACAAACUUCUGAACUUUCCCGAUAUUUCAUCCAUUUCAUGUACAUAAAUUGUGACCCGGAUAUACUUCACGCGCAUGCUCUUUAGCGACGACACAGUUUCUAUAAUUAGAAACGGAAAAAUCCCCUGGUGCCCAGCUUCGUAGUAAUAAAACUUCAGGAGACCGGUUUCAAGCAAUUAAAAAAAGUAAACAUGACAGACGAAAAUCGUAACGUGAAACUUAAUAAACUGCAGGAUUUUGCCGUUAAUCGGAUUUUGCAGGGGCAUAAUGUUGUUUUACAGGGCGCAGCGGGCACAGGAAAGUCGUAUGUUAUUAAGCACUGCGUUGAUGUAUUCAAACAAAGAAACAUAUCUGCAUAUGUAACUGCUACAACCGGCAUUGCUUGCUGCAUGUAUAAAAAUGCCAUGACAAUUCACAAAUGGUCGGGUAUAGGAGACGGGCGUUUCGAAUUGAACCAAAUACGAAGUAUUGUUGACCAUAAUGUAAAGUUUCAGGAUGUGAAAAAUAGAAUCAUGUGUACAGAUGUCCUUUUCAUUGACGAAUGCUCAAUGAUGAGUGCUCAAUUUCUAGAAUGUUUAAAUGAAGUGUGUAAAAUAAAAAACAGUGAAAAGCCAUUUGGAGGAAUUCAAGUAGUGCUAACGGGUGAUUUUCUGCAGCUGCCCCCUGUCCCUAAUUAUAUGUACAAUGACAGUGGAUUGUUCUGUUUUGAAAGUAAAAUAUUUACUAGUCUUUUUUCCCACAAAAUAACAUUGAAAGAAGUAGUUAGACAGAAAGAUGCUACAUUUAUUGACAUCAUACAGCAAGUUUCUGUAGGAAAUGUUACAGAUGAAGCAGAAAGAUUUCUGCAGGGGCUAUCUCGACCUUUGUCGUCCACUUCCAAUAGUGUGAAACUGUUUUCAAUGAAUAAACAGGUUGACUCAUACAAUUGUGACUGUAUAUUAAAAGCUAAGGGUGAGAGUAUUGCUGAAGAUGAAGGUGAAAGAAAACAUUUAAGCAAAGUAUUGACACCACGCAUAUUAUGGUUAAAAGUCGAUGUACCUGUGAUUCUUUUAAAGAACUUGUCUGACAACUUUGUAAGUGGACUAAGAGAAGAAGAAACUGGUAUAAGUAAUUCAAAGCCAGUUAUAACCUUUCCAACCAUACAGAAAACAAUACCACUGGACAAAGCUUCAUUUACAGACAAAUAUUUUCAUCCAUUUCUCCAACUUAUUAGUUAUAUAUUAAAUGAAACCUGUUUGUACAUAUUAAAUCGAAUAAAGCAAUUAAAGUACUUUUUUUCUAUUAUAGUGUUUGACCCUCGCCAGAAUCGGGAUAUAGCAUUGAGACGGCAGUUCCCAAUAAAGUUAGCAUAUGGUAUAACUAUACAUAAGGCACAAGGAAUGACUAUUGAAAGUUUGGAGGUUGAUUGCAGAGGAAUCUUUAAACCAGGUCAACUUGGAGUAGCUCUUGGGAGAGCCUGCACUUCUGAAGGACUACGGGUUAUCAACUUCAAAAAGAAAGUUUGCAUAAAACAGCCAGCCAUUGUACUAAAGUUUCUUCAAGAAGAGUCUUCUGAAUUCCUACAAGACACAAGUUGCUGCAGGACAAAAAGGUAUAUAAAAAUAAAACAAAUUAACAUACCAUCAGUAGAAGAUUAUGGAUGGCUGGUUUUACUUGUCUGAAGUAUUAAAUCCUUCACUUCUUGUUGGUCACUAUUGAGGAUAACAUGUAUAAAGUCUUGGUGCACAAUUUUUGGCCGGGUUGCACAGGUGCAAACCGGAUUAUAGUAUGGUGAAGUGUGCUGUUUGCGGAAAAACAGUCUUGAUAAUUUGUAUACAGCAUAAACAUGUGGUCCCAUAUGGUAUAAUUUGAUUUCAGAUCUGUUGCUCAUCCACUUCCUGUUUACCAACUAAGUUAAAUUUUCAACAUUAAUGGUCAAGGUAGUACAUUUUGGUGUUAAAUUUCCAACAUUAAUGGUCAAUGGUAGAACAUUUUGUAACAGUUUUCUCAACAAAUACUUAUCACAGCCUCAUGAUAUUUGGUACACAGCAUUAACACAUGGUCCCAUACAAUGGGAUUCGAUUUAUCCACUUCCUGUUUACUGACUUUGUUAAAUUUUCAACAAUAAUGGGGAAUGGUAGGAAAUUUUUGAAACAGUUUUCUCAGCAACUACUUAUCACAGUCUCUUGAUAUUUGGUAUACAGCAUUAACACAUGGUCCCAUACAAUGGGAUUCGAUUUAUCCACUUCCUGUUUACUGACUUUGUUAAAUUUUCAACAAUAAUGGGGAAUGGUAGGAAAUUUUUGUAACAGUUUUCUCAGCAACUACUUA
Molecule: messenger RNA, 2666 nt
Organism: Ruditapes philippinarum (Manila clam)
Lineage: Eukaryota; Metazoa; Mollusca; Bivalvia; Venerida; Veneridae
Exons: 3
Coding region: 548-2017 (489 amino acids)
Biological process (GO): telomere maintenance; DNA repair
Molecular function (GO): DNA helicase activity
Source: RefSeq, a predicted model, not a curated record